This is a messenger RNA of Helianthus annuus (common sunflower), 3072 nucleotides long. Its product is annotated as receptor-like protein EIX2. The transcript has a single exon. Bases 1 to 3072 code for a protein of 1023 amino acids. Gene Ontology annotation, molecular function: protein binding. The record is from RefSeq and is a predicted model, not a curated record. Lineage: Eukaryota; Viridiplantae; Streptophyta; Magnoliopsida; Asterales; Asteraceae.
AUGGCACAUGAAUGUGCGGGUGGUGGAAAUCUCACAACAGCUUCUUGUUCUGAAAAAGAGAGACUAACUCUUCUCAAGUUCAAACGCAGCCUCAAAGAUGACCAUGGAAUGCUUUCAUCAUGGGUUGGCGAUGACUGUUGUAAGUGGGAAAGAGUCGGCUGUGAUCAUGCCACCGGAAGGGUUGUUAGUCUUCAUCUCAGAAGAACAUUCAGGGACGACUACUACUUAUUUGAUCGAGCCGGCUUGUUUGUCGAAGACGACAAUCUAGAUAGCGUUGAUGAGGACUACUACUUAGAAGGUGACGAGGUGAAUUCUUGUUUGACAGAGUUGGUGAAUCUAAAACAUCUAGACUUGAGUGGGAACGAUUUCUACAGAAUUCGAAUUCCAGAGUUUAUUGGAUCGUUCAAACAUCUAAGGUAUCUCAAUCUCUCUAGUGUAGGGUUCAGUGGUAAAAUUCCCCAUCAAAUUGGAAAUCUUUCCAAUUUGAAGGUUCUUGAUCUUAAUUCACCAUCAUAUUACUUAAAAGAGUUGAUGACAGAUGAUAUGUCAUGGAUUUCUGGCCUUUCGAAGCUUGAGCAUCUUGACUUGAGUGGUGUAGAUCUUAGUAGAGUACAAAACCUGGAUAACUUACUUUACACGAUUCCUUCCUUAUUGAACCUAAGUUUGUCCGCAUGUGGAGUUUCUAUGUCUCAUCUUGGUUCUUGUCAUCCCAAUUCCAGUAAAGAACUUUCUAAGUUCAAGCACCUGGAUCUUAGUGAAAAUGAUUUCAGAGGUCAGCUCCCUGGCUUAAUUCUAAACAUGACAUCCCUAAAGUUCCUUGAUUUUUCAGAAAAUAAUCUUAGUAGGCCAUGGAGAUUUGAACACUUCAUAAACAUGAUACCUUCUGUUUUCGAGUUGCGUUUAUCAGGUUGUUGGAUCCAAAAUAUCAAUUUCUCUCCCACCAAUCUUAAUUUCACUACACAUUCUAACAUACAACACUUGGAUCUUAGCUUCAAUGAAAUUGAAAGUAGAUUUCCAUCAGUUUUAACAAACAUAAGUUCUCUGUUAUCUCUUGACAUUUCGGGGAACAUGUUGAAUUCAUCAAUUCCUGUCGUGCCUAACCUUCUUAAGCUCGAUAUUUCUGCAAAUAACUUUAUGCACAUUGACGAUAUUGGAAUCUGGAGACAGUGUCACAUCAAAGAAAUAAUCGGUUCAGACAAUAAACUUAAAGGAGAAAUGAUUGGCCCAUCAACUAAUGUAUCUAAAUGCACUCAAAAUGCAUUAGAGAUUUUGUAUUUAGAUUUCAAUAGAUUAAGCCUUUCAAUUCCAGAAUCCCUUGGAAGAUUGACCAAUUUAAGAGGUUUAGAUUUGUCAUACAAUGAACUUAUAGGCCCAUUUCCUAAAGCUCUAGGGAAACUAAGAUCGCUUCAAGGAUUAUAUCUAUCUUAUAAUCAGUUGAGCGGUUCCAUUCCAGAAUCAUUGGGAAAACUAACUUCAUUAAGAAUGCUUUCAGUAUCUUCAAAUUUGUUAAGUGGACCCAUUCCAAAUUCGGUUGGGCAACUCACCAACUUGCAUCUUUUAGACAUCUCUGGCAAUUCUUUUCAAGGAGUGGUUUCGGAAGACCUUUUUGCUAACCUCUCAAUGUUGAAGUACUUGAAUGCGGAUUAUAACAAUAAAUUGCUUUUCAAUAUUUCACGCGCGUGGAUACCUCCGUUUCAAUUAAAAUCCCUUCGACUUAGUUCUUGCAAGAUUAACAAUGGAUUUCCACAAUGGCUUCAAUCUCAAACGAAACUUGAGGAAUUAGUGUUGUCGAAUGCUGGCCUUUUUGGACCUCUUCCCACAUGGUUGCGCCUGAUGCCUAUCAUACGUGUCUUAGACCUUUCUCACAACAAACUAACCGGUCCUCUGAUGAACCUUCCUUCUGUAUACGAGGAGGUACGUUAUGAAUCGGGAAGCUCAUUGCUCUUGCAAAAGAAUCUUUUUAGCGGGUUGAUUCCAAAGUGGUUAUGCAAAAGGAGAGAUUUGCUUGUUCUUGAUCUUUCUAGAAACAGGUUGACUGGGAAAAUUCCCAAAUGCCUAUGGAAUCUAUCCCUGAAUGUGAUGAUACUUGGUUCAAAUAAGCUAUCUGGUGCCUUACCGAGUUCUUUAGGCCGUAACAAUCCAUCCUUGAAAUGGUUACAACUUAAUGACAAUAACUUGAAUGGAGAGCUUCCUCAAGAUUUUGGAUAUUUUACAAAUUUGCAAUUUUUGGAUUUGGGUGAGAACAAACUCUCAGGAAAUAUACCUGAAUGGAUUGGAGAAAAUGUUACAAUGCUGGUUGCUAUGAGAUUGCAUAUGAACAAUUUCACUGGAAGAAUUCCUCACUCUUUGUGCAAAUCUCAACAACUUCAAAUUUUAGAUCUGGCACACAACAACUUAAUAGGAUCCAUCCCUCAUUGUUUUGGAGAGUUGGAUGGCAUGAAAGGUAACUCAUUUCAUGGCUUCCAUUUGCUUUUUUCUGGUUAUGGAAAUGUGAUGCAGGUCCUCAAAGGUGUUUCACUUGACUACACGAAUACCGUGGGAUUCGUCAUAAACAUGGAUCUUUCGAGCAAUAAUCUAGUUGGAGAAAUACCUAAACCGCUAACGGCACUUGAUGGAUUGAUGGGUCUCAAUCUGUCAAAUAAUCAUUUUAGUGGGGGUAUUCCAAAAAACAUUGGGAACAUGAAGUCAUUGAUGUCUCUCGAUUUGUCAGCAAACAAGUUGAAUGGUACUAUUCCUCCAAGCAUAGCAGCUUUGAAUUUCUUGAGUUACUUGAAUUUGUCACACAACAACUUGUCAGGACAAAUUCCAACAGGAAAUCAAUUGCAGACGCUUAUCGAUCCAUCAAUAUAUGCUGAUAACACAUAUCUAUGUGGUGCACCACUGCCAACGGAAUGCUCUCCUCAUAAAUACACAGCAAGCAAGAAGAAAUACGAAAAUCGUAAUGAGCCAAAGAAGGUAUGGUUAUACGUGGACAUAACAAGCGGUUUUGCAACAGGUUUUUGGGGUACUAUUGGAGUGUUGUUGUUGAAGAAGCAAUGGAGACAUAAGCUUUUUUCAUGUUUUGUGAGGUAA